Messenger RNA from Drosophila elegans, 2103 nucleotides. RefSeq lists its product as uncharacterized. The transcript is spliced from 5 exons. Gene Ontology annotation, cellular component: nucleus. Gene Ontology annotation, biological process: regulation of transcription by RNA polymerase II. NCBI's taxonomy places the organism in Eukaryota, Metazoa, Arthropoda, Insecta, Diptera, Drosophilidae. Gene Ontology annotation, molecular function: RNA polymerase II cis-regulatory region sequence-specific DNA binding; DNA-binding transcription factor activity, RNA polymerase II-specific. Bases 148 to 2004 code for a protein of 618 amino acids. The record is from RefSeq and is a predicted model, not a curated record.
UCAGUUCUCACUUUGGCUAUUCGAUAGCAACUACAACAAAUACAUUUUUUACGAAGAAAGUGUUGUGUAUUGUUACUAUGUUAUCAUAUUUGUGAUUGUAGAUCUCCGUGUCUUGCGUUUUGUUAAUCAUUGCGAAUCUUUGUGACAAUGGAUGAAAAGGAUAAAGCUCAACACAAUAUGAUAUCCAACCUACCACUUUUGUUUGCGAAUGGAUACCCUACAUCCCUAGAAAAAAUAACGGAGCCGCAAUUAGAAAAUUUUAUUCCAUUCAUGGUUCAGUGCUCUUUAGGACAUAUAAAUUUACCAAAGAAAGUAGAUUGCAGUGAACCGGAAUGGUGGCCGGAAAACGCACCUUUCGAAAUUCCGCUGAAAAAGCCGAAAGCAUUUGUUGGGAACUGGAUGGAAAAAAUGAAAGAAAUUGUGGUUAUUUGCUAUCAAUUUCACAAAAGCUUAUUUUUAUUAAGAUUUUGUAAUGAUUUAGCUGCGUAUGAGCACGCGAGCUUAAGAUUCAUAAACAACUAUAACUCAACGACUUCAUUGUAUGACAGAAGAAACAACAAAUUGCUGGUUACAUUUAGAAAUGAAAACAUGUCAUAUGAUAGACAACAAAAAAAUAGGAAGUGCUUGUUGCUUCAAAAGAAUAACAGUUCAAUUAACGAAAACUUACAACAUAUGAUGGUUGAGCCACCCCCUUUUGAUAUUUAUCUUUGCGACAACUGUGAUGCUGAACUUUAUUCUAAAGAAGCUAUACUGGAACACGAAAACAUUUGUUGCAUGGAAGAUGAUGUUAUACUUUGUGAUUCCCCUGAGCCAGAUAACAAAUGUGAGGGGAAAAACGAAGAUAUUGAACUGCGCAACGCCUUUCUUUUAAACUUUAGCCUGCAAUCUAAAUUCAUUGAUAUCAGUUCAUCCAAUGAGAAACAAAAAACAUAUUCAUUUAGUGAGGAAACGUCAACGGAAAUAUCAAACAGAAAAAGGCGUUUACCAUCGCGAAGGAAUCGAACAGUUCAUUCUUUUAGUAGGUGUUCGUUUAUCCCAAUAUCAUCACCUGCAGGACAGCAAUUGUUAAAGUCUACGAAACAAACAAUAUCUAAGGAAUAUAUUUCCGAAAGACAGGAACGCCUGGACCGAUUUUGUUACACGCCAAUAAUCAUAAAAUCAAACACAAGGCAAAAAUAUUUCGAGAAAAAAUCAAACACCACCGUGCAUUGCACAUUUAAAAAGUCGCAUGAACAUAAUUACCAUGUAUAUUCAUUUCCGCGACGUCAAUUUGUUAAACGCAGGGACACAACUGAGAAUUUUUUGUUUUUAAACUCUCCGCUAAUCAAGCAAUGCCGUCCAAUUUCUGUCAGAUUGAAAAAGAUAUCAGAACACAUAAUGGAAGAGCAAAAUCACACUGCAAAUACAAAGCUUAAUAUAAGACUAACGCGCCACAAUUCGCUUAAUUCGCAUUGGAGGAUUUCACCUUCUAGUGAAGUAGUUGUUGAUACAAUUGACUUAUGCUCCUCUGAUGAUGAUGAGCAAACAAUUGGCUUGCCCAAAGUUCUUGGUUCGGAUGCACUUACUAUAAUAAAACUUACACAUAACAACAGAAAGUCCAGUAGGCGAACCAUUGAGCCAAGUAAAUAUACUUCUGAACCAGAAUCCGUAGUAGAUAGUUCUGUUAAGCCCUUACAACAGUCCUUAUACAUUUUUUCAAAUUAUAAGGCUAAUUCGGUAUUAAGUCGUUGCACGGUUGACUCCAUGUCAAAUCAUUCAAUGGUUAGUCCUCUGAGUACAUCGAAUACUUUUUCUGAUUCAGAAGGACACAGAAAGGAAUACAAUCAAGAAAACUGCAAUUUUUCGAAGAAUUUGGUUACACUCACAGACUGGUACGGUCGUUCAGCUAACUCCGAAAAGAGCACAGCAAAUCAAACUACUGAGAGUAGUACGUUUGACGCCCUUUCCGCGGCUCCGCCGUUUAAUAGCACUGGCCGAAUAAUUUCCAUUGAUUUAACUUCAUAAAAAUUUAAUCCAUAGUUAAGUUAAGAGAUUGUUAUUUUCAAGAAAAAAUUUAAUUAAGAAUUACAAUAUUUGAAUAAAUAAUUUGUUUAAAUACUUUUA